Messenger RNA from Coregonus sp. 'balchen', 4622 nucleotides. Lineage: Eukaryota; Metazoa; Chordata; Actinopteri; Salmoniformes; Salmonidae. The record is from the annotation of a GenBank genome assembly.
AUGCCGGAGAACAAGGCGACAGUGUGCAGAACCAGCAGCUACCUGUCCCACUCUGCCUACAGGAAGAUCAAGCGGGUUCUGAGCUUCAGGAGGCGUGAGUAUCUCAGACCCACAAAGAGACACACACAGAGCUGCAGUGUGAGGCAGGCUGCGUAGAUAGGGGGUUUGGGGGUAUGGAGGGUCUGAGGAAAGGAAAGAAAAGCCCUGAACCAUCAAACUCACACUCUAUAAUCAUCUGUUUAUUAAUUUAGCCUGGGUGACCUUAAAUCUACUCUCUCAUCGUCUCUCGUGCAUCGCUCUAGGGCUCUCUCGUCUAUCUCUCUCUGCUAUCUCAUCUGUCUCCUCUCUCUCUCUCUCUCUCUCUCCUCUCUCUCUCUCUCUCUCUCUCUCUCUCUCUCUCUCUCUCUCUCUCUCUCUCUCUCUCUCUCUCUCUCUGUCCUCUCUCUCAUCUCUCUCUCUCUGUCCUCUCUCUCUCUCCUCAAUUUCUCUCUCAGGCGUGUUUGGCCAGCGGCUGGAGGAGACGGUUCUGUAUGAGCGGCGUUACGGGGUCCACAUGGCACCCCUGGUGGUGGAGCAGUGUGUGGACUUCAUCCGGGAGCGGGGUCUUCUGGAGGUGGGGCUGUUCCGCCAGCCCGGCCAGGCCACGCUGGUUAAAGAGUUGCAGGACGCCUUUGAUGCUGGGGAGAAGCCCUCCUUUGACAGGUAAGAGCUCUCCAGUCAACACAAACAGAUUCUGCUUGAUGGCAAACACUGCAGUUCCCAAACAAACAGAUCAAGUUCAUGAAGUUAGACCUAUGCUCCAGCUAUAUCUGUAUGUACCAUUAUAUGUAGUUGCGCACCCACAUACACUGGUUGUGCUGUAUUUUAAGUGUAUGUGUGUGUGUUUGUCAUCCUAGCAGUACAGACGUGCACACCGUGGCGUCUCUCCUGAAGCUGUAUCUGCGGGAGCUUCCAGAGCCACUGGUGCCCUUCUCCAGAUACCAGGACUUCCUGAUGUGUGGCAAGAAGAUCUCCUCGGAGAGGAAGCAGGUAAGUCUCCAUCCAGUUGCAUCACGCAGGCCAUGCUGAGAUGCAUCUGAUAAACAGAUGAAGACAGAACACAACCGCCAACCGCUGAUCUAAAAGUCCUAGGGAGAAAUCGAAUUGAUAAGCUCCACCGCUGGUUUAUAUUGUGAUAGGAGCAGCGUGACUUACAACAAUAUGUUCGCCUGUAUCCCCAAGAGUUUGAUAGAACUACGGCAUCUUCUUCAUCAACUUCCAGUGGCUAACUUCAACCUGCUCAACUACAUCUGCCAGUAAGUCUACCAUUUACCUGUAAUUAAUGAGCAAUUAUCACAAAUCAAGAUAACGUCAAAUCUGCAUACAACAUGCCUCACUAUUAAUGCAUUUCCAAAGCAAUUAAUGGAAAUUGAUUGAAUCACUAUAGCAGGGUUCCCCAACUGGCUGCCCACGGGUGAUUUUAUUUGGCCCCUCAAGUUUUCUGAGCAAAUAUAACAUUUUUAUUUUAUUUUGGAAAUCUGUUCCAAAGCAUUCCCAAGCAUAAUAGAGAGAUAUAUGUGAUCACAUACAAAUGUCAGCAAGGUUUGAAAUGAUUAUAUUUUAGUCAAAUAUUAUAUCUGUUUGGGUUUCUUGCGGUCAAUUUGCAGUCUACAAAUUAUUUGUAAUUAUGUUCCGGCCCCCUGACCAUCUAGCUCGAGAAGAAUCGGCCCGCAGUUGGAUCUAGUUGAUGAUUCGUGCACUAUAGAGUCGUUCUAUGUCAUUUCAGCAAGCCAUGACACCCACCAUCUCAGAUUGUUCUGAAAUCAUUUCUGUAGUUAGAAACAGAUAAGAUUUGCAUUCCUGCAACAUUAUUUUGUUGAAAUAUAAUUCUCUGAGAAAUAAAAGCUAAUUGAUUGCACCCAAAUUGGCCAUUUUAAGUUAUAGGACUAAUAUAAUAUUCAAUAUAGUACCCAACAUCUGAUUUGGACCAAACAUGAAGGAAUCCAAAGAAAUGGUCAAAAGCCACCCACGGACCCCCUAAACCCCAUGCCAAUCCUAUCCUUACAUCAAGUAUACAGUAUCAGUUCUCUACGUCUGACAAGUAGUAUUGUUUCUUCAUCCUAUGUAAUAUAUUCUCAGUGAAUUUGGUGAUGUUUUUUUCCCCCAUGUUCAGAGUCAUUGAAGUUGUCAGGUUUAUGUCCCAUCCUACAUCCUGAUAUUACCUGGUUAUGUCCACUAGAUGGUGCUGUUCCUACUAUUACUUUUUAUGUAUUUUUAAGAAUCUCCCCCUCAAUGUUAAAGGGAUAGUUCACCCAAAUUACCAAAUUACAUUUGGGUUUCCUUACCCUGUAAGCAGUCUAUGGUAUGACAGCAACCCAUGCUUUGGUUUUGUUUACCUGGCCACUGUUUCAAAUGCUAACUUUUUUUUGCAUUUGUGGCAGAAAUCCAAUGCAAAUCAAUGGUACCUAUAUUAGCAUUUUCACGCUUCAUAUCCAUAUAAUCUAUAAGUAAUAUCAUUGAGUUACACAUGAAGCGUGGCUUUUGACCAUUUAUUUGGAUUCCUCAUUUCUAACUCAUUGUUUACAAAAAGUUGGUCCAAAUCAGAUGUUAGGUACUAUAUUUAUUGAAUAUUAUAUGAAUCCUAUUAAUUAAAAUGACCAAUUAAAAUGACCAAUUUGGGUGAAAUCAAUUAGCUUAAUUUCUCAGAGAUCAAAUAAUAUAUUUUUUAAAUCAUGUUGCAAAAAUGCUAAUGUUAUCUGUUUCUAACAACAGAAACAAUUUCAGAACAAUCUGAGAUGGUGGGUGUCGAAAUCCCCGUUCUUGGGAUUUCUGAGGUGGAAUGACCCUAUAGACUUGGCCUGUGGUCCAGUCACAGUAGCCUACAACAUAUGCCAUACAGCAAUAUCUGUUCAACCAUGACACAUUUCUGUAUGCUAUGUAGCAGAUGUGACAAAAUCGACCCUGCCCAAGUCUCACACAGAUAAAUCACUGCCAAUGCAGGUUUUUGAACGAAGUCCAGUCCUAUUCCAGCAGCAACAAGAUGAGCAUCCAGAACCUGGCGACUGUUUUCGGGCCAAACAUCCUACGACCCAAAGCUGAAGAUCCAGAGAGUAUCAUUGGAGGUGUGUGAGAGUCAGAGGAGGCUGGUGGGAGGAGCUACAGGAGGACAGGCUCAUUGUAAUGGCUGGAAUGGAAGUAAAGGAACAGAGUCAAACGUAGUUUCCAUUUAUUUGAUACCGUUCCAUUUAUUCCAUUCCAGCCAUUACAAUGAGCCUGUCCUCCUAUAGCUCCUCCCACCAGCCUCCACUGGUGAGAGUGUUAUUCAGAGAAAGAGACAUGGAUCAGAGCUAGACAGAACUAGCCUACAGAUACAGAGCCAGUGAAGACAGACAGAGACAGAUAUAGGCAGAUAAAGAUAGUGUCUGUCUGCCCGUGUGUCCUUGAGACAGUGUUUAUAUCAACAUAUUGUUGUGUAUGUAACACGCUACGUGUCAUGUGAUGCUGUCUGUACUGUAUGUGUCCAGCUGUGACUCAGUGUGUGUCUGUCUGUCUGUCCCCCAGGGGCAGCCAUGGUGCAGCAGCUUAUGUCUGAGCUGAUCAGGGAGAACCAGUGCCUUUUCUCCAGGGAGGGGGGAGACAUAGAGGCCCCUGGCUCCUCACGUCCUGACUCUUACCCAUGUCAGAGAUGGAAAGGAGACCCAUUCGAGGGGCCGCACACCCAGCCCACUGCCCAGGCCCAGUGGCAUGACUCCAGCCUGGGCAUAACAGCCGAGCACCUCCCCCAACAACAGCAAGCUCACCAUCCUUCCCCUUGCUCCCGCCAGGUCUCCCUGCCUCUGAUCGCUGAGAGGAGAGGGUCGGCCCAAAACCCGCAUGAAACCAGCUUAGCCGCACGGCUGUCCAACACAGACCACCAGCGGCAACCAGCUGAGGUGUUCUCUCCAGUGAGUCCUGUUUCAGGGCCUCUGUACCACAGAUACACACCGUCCCAGCUAGAGUCCCAGCCCCCUGAGACAGCAGACAGCCCCCACCCUGCCUCCCAACUCACAGCCUCUGCCUCCACAGUGACACUACAUGCUGCCCCAGAACCCAGCAGCAUGCUGCACAGUGGCUGGAUGGGCCCAGAGGAUCCUAGCUGGGCUGCAGAGCAGGGGACCACUGGCACCAGUGGUAGCAGUGAGGCUCAGGACAGUACUCUUUCUGUCUAUGACAACCUGGACACACUCCAACGCAUGGAGGAGAUGGCUGCGGAUGGUGGUGGGGGCAGCCCUGCUGGCCCAGUGGAGGUGGAGGUGGGCAUGGCCAGCGUGGUAGACACCAGAAGCUCGUGGUCUUCCUGUGAGAUUCUGCCCCUGGAUGACAGUGGGAGUGGUGUGGUCAGAGCCAGCCCAGGACGGGGGUCCACCAGGUUCCCCUCCUUCAGGACCGACCCAGGAGACGAGGACCUCCAUCCUAACUCCCCAGCCUCCUCCUCUGCCCCCACCGAUGCCCCCCUGAGCACGGGCAGCUCGGAGGUCUUCCUGCCCUCUGCUCCCCCGGACCUCCACGCACCCCCAGCCUCCCAGGCCAUGCACUGGCUCCUGGCUGGCCUCAAACAGAUGGCCAGGCAGAGGGCUGAAUUUGAGGCCAAGAUCCAGAGGUAA